UAUCGCGGAAUAUACAGGGGCAAAACCGGUUUGGUUCCGGUGGACUGCGUGGAAAAGAUGCAAAGUGUGAUGAACCCGGCGCCUCUUUCGCAGAACAGCACUUCGUUGACUAGUCAUGAGAAAGACUACGUUUCGUUACCGCUUGCCAGUUACCAGAUUGAGGAAUGGGAAUCUGAUCGUCCAUAUGCAUUUCGAAUCUUCAAACAGACGUCGUGUUUUGACGUCCAAGAAGCAGAGCAGUUCAUCAUUGCUGCUGCCACGCGUGAAGAUCAACUCGAUUGGAUCAAUUCGUUCCUGCUCUUUUCCAGAAGUGUCAACGACAAGGAAGGUGUCUGUCAACGUAUAGAAUUGAACCCAUUUUUGUUCUUGACGGUUACAGGCGCAAUAGCUAAGAAUCUGCAGGAAGCAGCCCAAUGCUGUAUGCGUUAUGCCAUUGCCGAUGACGUUGUACUGAGCAGUGAAAACAGCGAAGCAUUAGAAGCAAGAACCUAG
Molecule: messenger RNA, 492 nt
Organism: Soboliphyme baturini
Lineage: Eukaryota; Metazoa; Nematoda; Enoplea; Dioctophymatida; Soboliphymatidae
Source: the annotation of a GenBank genome assembly